Molecule: messenger RNA, 8133 nt
Organism: Closterium sp. Naga37s-1
Lineage: Eukaryota; Viridiplantae; Streptophyta; Zygnematophyceae; Desmidiales; Closteriaceae
Source: the annotation of a GenBank genome assembly
AUGGAUGCAUGGCUGCGGACUCUUCAGAAGGAGCAAAUUGGACUAGGUCAGUGCACUGGGGCAAACGGAGAGGCAGCAGAGCAAGCGAAAGAGGAAGAGGAAGAGGAAGAGGACUAUUCUGUGAGAGAAUCACGCUUGUCACGGUCCUUCCAUGAGUUGGAAGAGCAGGGGAAGAGUAUGGAUGCCUGGCUGCGGACUCUUGAGAACGAGCAAGGUGGAUUAGGUCAGUGCACUGGGGCAAACGGAGGGGCAGCAGAGCAAGCGGAAGAGGAAGAGGAAGGGGAGGAGGAGGAGGAAGAGGAAGAGGAAGAAGAGGAAGAGGGCGAGGGCGAGGGAGAGGAAGAGGAAGACCAUGCUGUGAAAGAAGCAUGCUUGUUGCAGUCCCUUCAGAAGUUGAACGAGCCGGUGAAGACGAAUGCGACACUGCAUUUGAAACCCUGCUCUGGAGUCCAGAUCGACCAGGGGGGACCGGGUCAGUCCGAUGUGACAAACGGAGCGGCAGCAGAGAAAGCAAGAGCUGGGGAGAGUCGGAAGCCGCGUCAGCUGCUGUCGCGGGCGGGGAUGGUUCAUUACUUGGAUGUAACGAGUGCGUGGGAUGCGGAUGUAUGCAGGUGCUGCUUUGACCGUGCAGUGAGCCAGAGAGCACAGCAAGCACUUGGCAUAAAGAGCAUGAAGGACGUGCGUGGCCGCCACCUGGCAAGACCCCAGCCGGAUUGCAUCCCUGCCGCAGCACCCGAGCAGCAGCAGCAGCAGCAGCAGCAGCAGCAGGCCAAUUUGAAGUGCGUUAGUGGAGCAAAGGAGCUGCGGGUGCUGCGAGCGGGCCGCAGAAUAUCGCCGGAGGAGGAGGUUGUAUGGAAGAUGGAAUGGGCGCCUCACUUUUGUGCGGAAGCAAUGCUGCUUGAGUGGAUGGCUGAGCCUCAUGUGGGCGUGCUCAUGGACCUAGGGAGGAUCCGAUCCCGCCUGCCAUCCAUUCUGGGAACUGCGAACGCUGCAGCAGAUGUGUUAUCGUCUCCUGCUGCCUCUGCUCCAGCUGCCGAUGCUCCUGCUGCUGCUGCUGCUGCUGCUGCUUCUGCUCCAGCUACUGCAACAUCUUCAUCUCCCGCUGCUUCCGCAGCUUGGUCCUGCUGCUGGCGCUGCAGCAGUUGCUGGGCUGCCUACCGCCGUGCCGUCAACUUCGCAACACACCUCGUUCUUGUAGCGAGAUCUUCCCGCAUUGUGACUCUAUGGAGGGCUCAUAAGUACUCGCACUUGGCCGCCUGGCCAGCAAUUCUGGCUGAGCUAGGGGCGGGCAGGCAGGCAGAAAAAGACUGCUUUGCUUCCAUGCUGGUUCAAGUGCUCGGGGUGAAGGAGAGUGCUGACCUGCAGGAAGGGUUUGGGUUUUUUUUGCAGCAUGUGCUGUCAGGCGGGCUGGAGAAGGUGCAUGGAGAGGGGGGAUGGGGAGACGGGGAAUGUGAGGGUGUGGGAAAAGGUACUGAAGAGGAGACAGGAAGGCAUGAGGGGCUGGCGAGCGAUGAGAGGUACGGGGAGGAGGAGGGAGAGAGCAAGGUACAGGUCCUAGCGGCUGCUAGGAAGGGCAGGAGGUUAAGGAAGGACUUGAAGUGGAGGGAGAAUGCGAGAGGGCCCGUGUGGAAGCGGUAUGUGGAUGGCAUGGCUUGGAUUUUGGAGCAUGGAGGGGGGGAAGGAAGAAAUUUCCAGUGCAGCCACUGCAGUGAAGGGGGCAGCAGCAGUAGCAGCAGCAGCAGCAGCAGCAGCAGCAGCAGCAGCAGCAGCAGCAGCAGCAGCAGCAGCAGCAGCAGCAACGUCAGCGGUUCUGGAGCCAGCAGUAAGAGCAGCAGUGCUCCCAAGGGCAUGCACGUGAGUGGUGUAGGUGCGACCGAGUUCGCCCUCGCUGUCACCGCAGCGAGUGAUGAGUCUGCUUUUGGGGCCAGCAGUACGAGCAGCGGUCCUCCCAAGGGCAUGCACGUGAGUGGUGUAGGUGCGACCGAGUUCGCCCUCGCUGUCACCGCAGCGAGUGAUGAGUCUGCUUUUGGGGCCAGCAGUACGAGCAGCGGUCCUCCCAAGGGCAUGCACGUGAGUGGUGUAGGUGCGACCGAGUUCGCCCUCGCUGUCACCGCAGCGAGUGAUGAGUCUGCUUUUGGGGCCAGCAGUACGAGCAGCGGUCCUCCCAAGGGCAUGCACGUGAGUGGUGUAAGUGCGACCGAUUUUGCCCUCGCUGUCACCACAGCAUUGCUGAAACCAGAGCACUGGAUGGAGGCAGAGAUGUACUUUUAUAAUGCGAACCCUGCGAGCAAGGUGCAGGUAGAGAGAGCAGCUAUUCAGGUGGCUAGAAGGACGCUGCUGCAGCAUCGCUUAGAGCAGAGAAGGGGGAUGGAUGGAGGAGACCGGGCAGAUUCCAUCUCUGGGAAACAGUGCUUGAAGGACGGUGAUCAGAGCAAUGUACGGGUUAUGCGCCACCCGCUUCGGGACCUUCCGAGCCUGCUGGUCAGGUUUGGCGCCAUUCCCAAGCCUCUGGAGGGAAGCAACGUUCCGUUGGUGUGGGAGGAGUUGCCUGGGGGCGAUGAAGCUGCUGCGAAGUUUCCUGUCAACCCGAAAGAGCGAUGUUUUGGGCUUGGGAUUGUGGAGGAGUGCGGUGGACUAGCAGAGAAGUGCACCCCACCUCCUCCUCCUCAGCGCACAUCUGAAGCAGGAGGAAAGAGCAGGAGUGCUGCAAGGAGAAAAGGCUGUAAGGCAGCAGGGCAGGAAUCCAGUGUUGAAGCCAAACCGAGCAGUGCGUGUGGGAAAGGGGCAGAAGCACCUCGGAACGCCGAGCACAGAGUCACACUACCGCCCGCCAGAAGCAAGCUUCCUAUCGUGCGCUGCGAGGCAGACAUAGACUUGCUGUUGGGGCUAGCCGGGUACGUAAUGGACCCCCCUGCAUGCACCCACUGCACCCGCUGCACCACAAACUUCCUGGCAUUUGCAUCCACCGUUGCUGUCAUUGCCAACUUUGCCUACCGCCCCGUAAGUCACCUUUUCGCCCGGGUUCUCUUGGCCUUCCCGCCGGCCUCCCCUGGGUUUGUGAAGCUGGUAGAGUGUUUGGACCUCCCUGCUCGCCUGCCCAGGCCUGUGAAUGUGGGUAUGCUGCUGGAGCGAGCCGAGCAGGUGCCUUUAUAUUUUCUCAUUCACAUGGCUGUGUGGUGCGCUCAUGCUCUUAUAAAAAACGAUGUGCUUGAGCGGGAAUGCAGUGGAAAAGGGAAAGAGGGCGCAGGUGGGAGGUUGAAGGUGGAAAGGUGCUUGGAUGGUUGGGAGGGUCAGGAGAACGGUGGAGAGGUGUGGGAGGAGGUGCUGAUGUGGUAUUCCUCGGUGAUGGCUGCGUGGAGGUUUGACGUGGUGGGUGAGGGAGAUAGCGAGGAGUGCAGAGGCAGCAGGAAGCAGGCGGCAAGAGGGUGGGACAUUUCGUGGUUUCUUAAGGCAGCAAUUGUCCCGAGGUACUGUGAGGGGUUGCAAGGGCAGCGUGGGUGUGCCAGGGAGAGAAGCACUGGCAGCAGCAGCAGCAGCAGCAGCAAUUGUGAGUGGAUGGGUGGCAGCAGCAGCAGCAGCAGCAGCAGCAGCAGCAGCAGUUGUGAGAAGAAAGGCAAGAAGGGGGAGGAGCCGGCGUAUCUGAAGGCAUGGCCGGGGGGGGUCAACCUGGUAGCAUGUUUGCGAGAGAUGCUGCUCGGGGAGCCUUGCUACCGCCCUGCAUCCCCUGCUACUCCUCCUGGGAGCACGUCCACCCAUGCUGCUCCUUCCACCUGUCCUGCUGCUGCGGUGUCUUCUCGACCUGGUGCCUCUCCCCUCACUUCUACGAGCAUCCGUGCUACUGCUGCUGCUGCUGCUGCUACUGCUGCUGCUACUGCUACUGCUGCUGCUGCUGCUGCUGCUGCUGCUACUGCUGCUGCUACUGCUGCUGCUGCUACUGCUGCUGCUGCUGCUGCUGCUACUGCUGCUGCUGCUGCUUCGGAUGUCCAAGGCCAUGUGUGCAGUGCUGCGGGGUGUGGGAGGGUGAAGGGUGGUGGUGGUUUUAAGCUGAGGAGUUGCGGUGGGUGUGGCAAGGUGGCGUACUGCAGCAGAGACUGCCAGAAGGCACACUGGCCCUCCCACAAGCUCACAUGCCCUGGCAGGACCAGCGGGAAAAGGCGUGGGAAGGAUGGGAACCAAGAUGGCUGCGAGAAAAUCCGCGAGGAGAGUGUUUGUGAGGGUAGUAGCGACAGCGGUGGUAAGGAAAGUGGGGUGAAUGGUGGAAAGAUGGUUGGCGAGGACUCGCACGAGCACGGAAACGCCGACCACUAUCUGCGGAACCGCGCUCGAUCCGGCAAGCAGGUGUUACCACUCGUCGGCUUCGGCGCCGUCGCUAUCCUCGUGCUGCUUGUCCGCGGCGGGUUACCGGCUCGAACACCUUUCCACCGCGGCAUCUUCCCUUUCCCAAAGCUCCCCGCUGGUGCGACGGCUUCCGUCCACCAAUCAACGACCGCCGCGUGGCUGGACCUCACCGCCCUGUUCUUCCUCUUUUUCGGCACCGCCGCUUUGACGCGAUUCGCCAUUAUCCACCUGAUUCGGCGGCAUCCGCAUUUGAGCCUCCCCCUCGCAGCGCUUCUUUCCGCCGAUCGCGGGGGCGGCGGGCGAGGUUCCUCGGGGGGAAGCGGGUGCGCACCGGGGGGAUCCGCGUUCAUGCGCGACCUCUGCGGAAAAUCCGCCAAGAUGGGACUCGGCGGGGGGUUUUGGCGCGCGGCGUGGUGGCAGGCGCAACUUUCGCCUUCUCCGCGCGGGAGGCGCAGCUCCGCGCAUCUGGCGGAGCGAUCUUCCGCCGGCUCCGCGGAUUUUAUGCGCUAUUUGCGGCCCGGCGGCACCAGCAAAAGCUUAUCAAAGCCCGGAGAUGCUGUAGACGACGCGUUAUGUCUUACUGUGAGGCGGUACACUAACGGGGAUAGAUAUGAAGGCGAGACGCGUGACGGGGUAGCGUCUGGAAGCGGCGUGUACUAUUUCGACGAAGCUGCGGGGAAAUACGAAGGCGAGUGGGCGGACGGAAAAUACAGCGGGCUGGGUGUAGAAUCGUGGGAGAGCGGGAGCGUGUACCGAGGCGAGUACAAACGCGGAUACCGCGAUGGGCGGGGGCUGUACCAGUUCCACACGGGGGACGCGUAUGCAGGCGCGUGGGCGCGCGGGCAGAGUCACGGCGCGGGGCUGCAGAUGUGCGCGGAUGGGAGCACGUACGCGGGGCAGUUCUCGUACGGGCUCAAGCACGGCUUCGGGAUAUACACCUUCAGAAACGGUGACAUCUACACAGGGGAGUAUUUCCGCGACGCCAUGCACGGGUACGGCGUGUACACGUUCAGCAACGGGCAGAGCUACGAGGGCGCGUGGCACGACGGGUGCAAGCAGGGGCUGGGCCGAUACUCCUUCCGCAGCGGAGACUCCCUCAUGGGCCACUGGCACCUGGGAGCGCUGCUCACACGCUGCUGCGACACCAGCACUGCCUCUGCCACUCCUGCUUCCGCCGCUGCUGCUGCCGGCGCUGCCACCACUGCUGCAGCCUUUGCACCCUCUGCCACCGCCUCUGCUCCAUCGGCUGCCUGUGCGUUUGAUGCGGUGUCCGACUCUCUUUCGGACUCCGGCAGCUGGGAUGCAUCCUCAAGCCCAUCAUCACCAUCAGCCUUUUCAGCAGCAUCGUCACCAUCAGCAGCAUCCCCAUCAGCAAUGUCACCAUCAGCAUUCACAGCGAGCCAGUCUCCAGUCAAUGGGCGGCCAUUAGUGGACCCUGCUAAAGUCCUAGCAGCCGUUGAGGCUGCAAUGAGGGCAAAGAAGAGGGCAGAAGCACUUUCGGCUUCGGAUGAGAGUUUGUCUGAUGUGGUGGCUGCAGCCAAUCAGGCGGCUGCUACUGCCAGGGAAGUAGCAGCUGAAGCAAGGGCCUUGGCCCCCCAGCCUGAAACCAAGAAUGACCUGCAAAGCAGUUCCUGUCGUCAAAUUCAGAGUGUUCUGUUUCAAUCACUGGCCAUGAAGCUCGCUGACGGCAUGGCAGCGCUGGUCACGGGAGCUGGCUCAGGAAUUGGCCGAGCGGCUUCUCUGUAUCUGGCGUCCAAGGGCCUGCGGGUGACCGUUGUAGAUUUCUCAGAAGCAGGCGGAUUGGAAACGGUGCGGCUGAUUCGAGAGCAGACGGGGAGGCAAGAUGCAGCGAGAUUCGUCCAGUGUGACGUCAGCAAGCCUUCUGACCUGGCCCGUGCAUUCGCCGCGCACAUGCAAUGGUGUGGCCGUCUCGACGUCUGCCUGAACAACGCGGGCAUAGGCGAGAAGGAAUGGUUCCUGAAGGACACGUCAGCAGACGGCAAGGGCUCCUGGCGCCACGUGCUGGACGUCGAUCUGACGGCUGUUGUUGAUGGGACCCGCCUUGCUGUGCACGCAAUGCAGCUAUCUGGGAAAGGCAGCAAGGGCGGCAUGGGAGGCGUGAUAGUGAACGUGGCAUCAGCAGCAGGGCUGUACCCCUCGCCCAACGGCCCCAUUUACGCCGCAUCCAAAGCUGGAGUGGUCAUGUUCACACGUUCAUUGGCUCAUCUCGCUGCCAGUGGCAUUCGCAUCAACGCCCUUUGCCCUGAGUUCAUUGAAACCCCUCUGGUGAACCAGAUCACAGGGCAGGCGGCCAAGCAUCUCCCUAAGGUGGUGGCCUCAGUAGGCGGAUUCAUUCCCAUGGACACCAUUGUUGACGGCAUAGCUGAGCUGAUAGAGGAUGAGCAGAGGGCAGGCGAGUGCAUGUGGAUCACCAAUCGCCUGGGCAAGCAGUGGUGGCCGACUGAGGAGGAGAAGAUGCGCUACCUGGUGGCGGGCACACCUGGGGGAGGUGAUAGUAAAGGGGGUGACAACGAAGGAAGUGACAGAAAAAGUGAUUUAAGUGGUGGUGGAGGGUCGUUGGCGUUAGGUGCCAUGCCACGUGCGAGGAGGGGUGCUGGUUUGGAGGUAGCUGGAGGUGAAGCUUCUGGGAAGCGUGUGGGUGUGGCGAGUGGGCUGCCUUCGACUUUCCGGAAGCUUGUGGUGCAGCGCCUCUCAUCGGACUUCAGGCAGGCCACCAGCAUCAUCGAGGCGCCACUGCCAAUGGCUGUCCCAGCAGGGAAGGUGCUGCUGCGAGUUCGAUACGCAGGAGUGAACGCCAGCGAUGUCAACUACUCAGCCGGCCGCUACGCAGGCAGCCCGGCGGAAGCAUCCCAGCAGCUUCCCUUCAACGCAGGCUUCGAAGCAGUGGGGGAGAUUGUCGCACUACCAGGCAGCACACAGCCCAACGAGGGUCUAGGAUCUAUGGCACGGGGGAGCAAAGGGGGGCUGGCAGGGAGGCUGGCAGUGGGGCAGGCAGCAGCAGCGCUGGCGUAUGGUGCAUUCGCUGAGUACAUGCUUGUGGAUGCCCGAUGGGUGAUUCCUGUACCUGACUGUUCCCCGCAAAUGGUGGCUUUAUUGACCAGUGCCCUCACUGCUUCAAUCGCCUUGUCCGAGUCUGGGCGUAUGGGCAGUGGUGAGACGGUCCUGGUGACGGCAGCAGCUGGAGGGACGGGCCAGUUUGCAGUGCAGUUGGCAAAGCUGGCAGGGAACAGGGUGGUGGCGACAUGCGGCAGUGAGAGCAAGGCAGCCGUGCUGAGGGACCUUGGAGCGGAUGUGGUGGUUAACCACCGCACAGAAACGGAUAUGGCCAAGGCACUGAAGCAGGCCUGUGGGCCACAGGGAGCAGCAGUGGUGUUUGAGUCUGUGGGGGGCGAUAUGUUUGCUGCUGCACUGAAGGCGCUUGGCCGAUUUGGGAGGCUCAUUGUGAUUGGCAUGAUGUCACAGUACACGGCAGGGCAGGAGGGGCAGUGGGUGAGCAAGGCUUAUCCUGGUCUUUGUGAGCGCCUGCUCUCCAACUCCCAGACGCUGGUCGGGUUCUUCUUGCUGCACUACCCGCAACUGUGGCGCUCCCAUUUCACCAAGCUGGUCACCCUGUACCAAGCAGGCCUGCUCAAGGUGGCCCUCGAUCCGACGCCGUUCAAGGGACUUCCUGCAGUGACGUCAGCAGUGGAGCACUUGCAAGCUGGGAGCAGCGUGGGCAAGGUUGUGGUUGAGAUCAGUCGGAGCGGGAAUGUGUCACCUUCAUCUCGCCUUUGA